ACGUUUUACGAGCUCACGUCCCCCUGCGCUCAGAGCUUCCGGUUGAAGUGUAAAUGGAUACAUGACACAGUUGUUUGGAGGAAAGAAAUCUUUCUGGAAAACCGUUCACGUCCACAAAACCACCGACGGGGUCUUGACAUCGUAACCGCCGACGGCCUCCUGUAGAGCCGGCCGCGAUGGAGGCGGUGCCGCGGAUGCCGAUGAUCUGGCUGGAUCUGAAGGAGGCAGGGGAGUUCCAGUUCAGCCCGGCCGUCAGGCAGGUGAGCUGGGGUGGGGAAGGAGCAACAGGGCUGAGGUCGAAAGUCAACCGAACAGGGAUUAUGGACGACUGGAUCAACCCUGUCAGGGAGCUAACGUUAGCAGACGGUCAAACACACAGACGGCUGCGGGUGUCUGUGGGGGAAAUUUCCAGAAGGAGUCCGUGAGGUCUGAGGUUCUCCCGGACCACCGCCUUUUGUUUGCUAACAUUAGCCUCCUGCUAGCUGAUAAUAAGCUAACAGCUGAAGUCGAAGUUCAUAAUUAGGCCUGAAGAGAGAGGUUCACUUUAAUGAGAAUAAACAAAAACAGAUAAUUCAGGUCUGAAUCAGAGCUCCUCCUCACGGCCCAGUCUGGAGACGUUCAUGGAAAUCCUCAGCAGUGAUCUCAUGAUCACAUGAACAUGAACUUCAGAGGUUUCUGUGAGAUUUAGACUGUCUGCUAAAAGAAAGAAGGGAUCAAAACAACUAAACUAGUGUCUCUGUCAGGAUGAUUUAUGUGUUUUUAAUCUGAAAAUACUACAGGAAACGUCAACAGCAGACAAAGUUUCAUCAGUCUCAGUGUUUCACAAUCACUCAAAACUGGUUUCAACUACUUUUCUGUUGUGAUUUAGGUGAAAAAUAUCAAUACAUAGAUAGAUAGAUAGAUAGAUAGAUAGAUCUACUUUAUUGAUUCCAAACUGGAAAAUUCUCAUGUUACAGCAGCAAAAAACACAAAAUAAAAUUAAAUAUAAGAAGAAGAAGUAUGUACAGGGCAGACUAAAAAUACUAGAUAUAAACAAGAAAUACAGACUAAAUAUAGAGAUGAGAUAUGAAGAACAUGGGCUAUUGAAAUGAGUAAUAAAUAUGAAAUGCGAAAUAUACAGAUGGGAUGAUAAAUAAACAUUUAUUAUCAUUUCUUUAUGGAAAUACAAUCAGACCGAGACACUAAGGCGGAAGAACAACAGUGUCUGCAGUGAAAAAUGGUUAAUAUGAUGAUUAUUGUUUCAAGAAAAUGAUAAAGAAAUAAUCAUAAAUGUUCUUCAAGCAGCUGCUGGAAGAGAGUAGGAAAGGUGAUUUUAGUCUCUUUGCUAAUAAAAUUAGUCAAAGUUGGUGUCUAGUACUAUGUCUGUGACCCUAUAUGUCCUGUUGAUGAAGUUAGGUGCUGCUCUGAGCAUUAUUUGUGGCUAUAGAGUGGCGUUUUGGUUGAGGUUUGUUUAUGGCUCCUCAGACCGCUGUGUAUUUCUAUCCUGCGGUCGUUACUAAAGUUGGUAUAACUAGAGAAGCAAGCGGUCGACAACAUUCAUCUCUCGGGGGCGUGUCUAACUGGGUGUUGAGGUGUGUUUGACCCUAAAUUAAUUUUAAGCUGGAAUAUCCCUUUAAUACAGAUUUCUCUAAUAAUCAGGUUUUGUGUUGAAAAUCAUGUCCUACAUCCGAGCUAACUAACCCACUUGUAAAAUGAUAAUAGUGAGUACAAACUAAUGACUCAUUUGUGUCUUAAUCUGGUGACUCAUUUUCAACAAAACUCCUCCUGCUGAUAAAACAGGAGACCUUUGCUCUCUUGGGUUCCAGUAUUUUCUUCUCCUGUUAGUUACUCUGAACUUAAAUGAACUUCCCACACCUGUGCUGUCACUCAAAAGAGCCGUGUUCAAACUGUUGUCUGACGUUCAUCUGUAAAGAGGUGCUCAGAAAUAUUUCACAUACAGAUCUAAUGAUAUGACUCCUACUGCAGAUUAUAGUCCAAGCUUUGUAGACAGUUAUUAUUAGGAUUUUUAAUAUUAGGUCUCAUUUUGAAAGAAGGAAAUAUAUAACAUGCAGAAUAUCUGAUUAUCAUUUUGCCUAUAAUCAGUGACAGUUUCAUCCCCUCUCCAAACGGAGGCCAGUUUGCAUACAGAGGGUAGUAAAAUAAGACAAUAACGCUCUUGUUGCUGUGUCAUUGUGCAGAGUUAUCCCAGCCCUGCUUUCAUUAUUUAAUCAAGUCUAACAGACAAAAAAGGUUUGUCUGCAGCGUAUUUCACCUCCUGACCCGGUAUCGAGCAGCACUCUGCUUAUCACAGCGGCUCAUGGGGAUGGGGAAAAGUCUUGGCAAAGCAUGAUGGGGGAAAUUUUUAACUCUUGGCUCUUGCUGAGGGGGACAGAUGAUCAAACGGGUCAUUAAGGAAAUCUGCGAUGAAGCCAAAAAGUCUAAAAACUGAAAAUGAUGCUCUAGUCUGGAGGUUUAUUUUCCUUUUUUUUCUCAGGGUAGCCACAAUAAAGUUUCUUCUUGUGCAAAUUUCACAGACAUUUUCUCGUCUCUUUGUUUCAGUUCAUCCUGAAAAAUUAUGGUGAGAAUCCGGACAACUACAACGAACAGCUGAAGAAACUGGAGACACUGCGGCAGGUGAGUCCUGAGGGAAACAUCUCCAGAGACACAGCAGAAUGAGGGCCGAACAGAAAUACUGAUUUAGCUUUAUAAUAGAGAUGUGAACAACUACACAGCAGCCGAAUGACCUGAAACUAAGUGUGCUGUCACCACCUCCUCACUGUCCAGGAUAAAUCUGGAACAAACCUUUAUCUGUCAUCACAUUAACAGAGAACUGAGCGCUCCACAGGUGAUGUUUGGAUCCGUGUGUCACAUGAAAUUAGGAUGUAAUCAUGAAGAAAGAUCCAAAUCAUAAAUAGAAUAAUUGUGUAAUUAAAAAUACGCCACAUUUAUAACACGUAAAUUCCUGUUUUUUUCACACUGCAGAAAAGGAAAAAUAGCUGUUCUUUUUUUAAGUCAUGCAGCUCUGAGCAGAAAUAUCUCCUGACAAAGCAGAAACAUACGCUAUCUUUAGCUGUUUAUUAUUAAGCUGAGAAGUAUUUCCUUGUUUUAGGCUUGGUUUACUACCAGAAUGACCACAAGUGUGAAUACACAACAAAAUAUCAGCGUUAUAUAAAUGUAUUAUUAAUUGUGCUAAACUGGUAAUUCUACUUUAUUUAAAAUAAACAAUCAGAAAAACGGUGAUGCAACUCUAUUAUUCCUACUAUCUUCUGUUGAGCACAAACAGUAUGAGAGCAUCACUUUGGGUAUCUGUAUUAAAAAACCUGUGAGGUUAUAGAUUACAACACAGAAGUGAAACUGUAACAGCCCUGACAGUAGGGCUGAGCGAUACAGUCUCAAUUCAAUAUCCCGAUAUAUUGAUCAGUUCACCUCGAUAGCGAUAAAUGGACGAUAACUACUCCACAAGCUGCUCACCCCCUCCCACAUUAACUUCGUCUACUUCAGCUGCUACAACUUUUGAACUGUCCUCCAUCUCCUCACCUGUCUUUCCCUCUUUGUUACGGACUGGAUGGGGUGGAGUCACGUCUCUGACGUAGGACAGCGUCUUAAAGGGACAUGAGACCAUAGCCUACCUACACACAUCCAAAACCAACUUUAAUAAAUUUAUUUAUUUGACACUGAAUAUACCGAUACGGACAAAAUGAUGUCAGUUAUUGUCGUAAAUUUCAGUAUCAGUAAAUUUUCGGUUUAUCGCCCAGCCCUACUUUGAAGUCUAGUGUGGUUUAUUUGAUGGUGUCAGUUUGAUGGGAUAAAUACCAGUUUAUUCUGACGUGAGGAAAUAGUCGGUUUUAGACGUGUGUUAUGAACAGCAGGUGUCAGCUCCAUGCGUGUCUCCUGAUGGAUUAAUAAAAAUGAAUUCACUAAAGCUUCUCUAAUCUCUGAGUUGUUAAAGAUAAGACGGGGCUUUGGCUUUGAGAAAGUGACGCCUCUUAAUUGUCAGUGUCUACCUUCUCCUGGUGUGAGUCCAUCCUUAAAGUACUGAAGGUUAAUGAUUGGUUAUAAUGAACUGGGACCCUUACUUUAUUAAGAAAGCCUCCUGGAGAUUUGAUUUAGAUUAUGUGCACGUCCUCUGUCCCUGUGAUGGAGCAGAUGCUCGACUGAUUCGCCUCCUGCCCCGUCCAUUAAAGUUGAAUUAUGUGUUUGUUGUCUCACAUACAGAGAACUAAAUCUAAACUCAUUACUGAUGUAGAUGAGAUCAUGUACUCUAAAUGUCCCAGGAGGAGUCCUCGAAGUGGAGUACAAUCCUCAAUUUAACCGCCGAGUGUUUCUGCGGUCAUAUCCUCUCAUCAACAGUGUGUUUGUGUGGCAGGCUGCUGUACAUGUCAUCUCAGCCAGGAUUCAAGUCCAAAUGACACCUCAAAAUGAGCCUCAGCUCUCUGACUCUCUCUCAACAAUCUGUGUCCUCGUCCUCGGCUCUGAAUCCUCUGACGGAUAAAAACAGGCUGUGCAGUAAAAGAACAGUUCUAACCUCAGAGUUUACGUGUUUUCACAGGGUGCUGUCAACGUGACGAGGGAUUUCGAGGGCUGCAGCACACUGAGGAAGUACUUCGGUCAGCUGCAUUACCUCCAGAGCCGAGUCCCAAUGGGAACGGGUCAGGAGGCUGCUGUACCCAUCUCAUGGUAGGAACACACACAAACACACACUUACACACAGAGUCAAAACACGGAGGCAGCACCUUGUUUACUCACGUCCUCCUCCUGCAGUCUGACCCAUUGUUGGUUUAAUGACCUCUCUCUCUCUCUCUCUGUUGGAGACUUCCUUUUCCUCUCGUACAGACUCAAAUGUUUUUGAUAUCAGCUCUUUUAUUUAAAGGCAGAAGAAGAUCAGAUCACACUGCACAUAUCUGAAACAUGUAACUCUCUUAAAAAAGGUCUUUUGUUUUGUUUGAAAGUUAAUUUGUGUUUUCUGUCUUCAGCACAUGACUGUUUUUUCCCCAAAUGAUUUCUUCUUCUUCUAGUUUUUAACUUUAACAAAGUUGUACAAAAGCUUGAGUAAAUAAAGAUGCUAAAAUUCAUCCUUUUAAAUCUGUGUUUGUUCGUUUGCAGGACUGAAAUCUUCUCGGGGAAAACGGUCACCCACGAUGACAUCAGCUAUGAGCAAGCCUGCAUCCUCUACAAUCUGGGUGAGUUUAGUCAUGCUGGGCUGUUUAUAACCGAUUUUUUUUCUUCUAAUUGAGCAAAACAGAGUCUGAGUGUUUGUGUUUUAACAGGUUACCUUCAACAAAAAGUGAUGCUAAAAAUAGAUCCUGUUCUGUGCGCUGUACACCUUUUUAACUCUUGAUAUGGCUGCGGUAUAUGUGCUGAUCAUGCCGGCAUAGACCGCUGUAUUGAAGGGUUAAUGCAGAUCUAUAAACCAGGUGUAAGGCGACCCUUUUUUAAAAGUGCAGACGGCAGUUUUACUCCUAAAAUUCAUGUGUUAAAUCUAUUCUAAUGUGAGGCAAGGAAAACAAGUGAUAGUAUUAAUAAACUAAUACUCAUAUAGCACAAAUAGCAAAAAAAGUGAGUCUCUAACCCACUCUUGUGUUUAGUUACUGCCUGCUCAAUGCAGCGUGGUCAUAUCAUCUUUACCGAUCUGGAGAAACACAUUUUUAUGAAAGAGAGACUUUAGAGCCGAACUCUGAUGGACCAUUUUAUUUCACUUCAAACUACUUUACCGAUGGCAUCAAGGUCCUCCCUCCUCAUCACUCUUGAGAUCUGAUUGUGAUAGGUCACUUUGUGACAGCUGGGAGUCGUAUCGACUCUCGAGAACGUGACGCCGUGACAUAAACCACACGGACUGCUCGUGUCCUCCUCGCUGAAUUCAGACUCACUUUCGCUCACCAGUACUGGCACCGGCGGCACAACGACACGCCAGAAAAUAGUUUCUUUGAUUGUCUGCUGACGAUGUGAGGGUCUGGUACCGGGAUCGCCACUGGACCCAGAGACGGUAGCACCGCGCCCAAAGGAGCCGAUGCGCCGAGACCGUUAGCUCUUGGCUAAGACUUCAACUUUUCCUACUUUACUCAUGGAGGAAAAAACACUCCACAACUCGCCACACUUCUCACUGGCGACUACUUGUUUUUGUUAUUGUAACAUGGAUAUGACGUUUUUGUCGGCUUUUCUGCGUUCAGAAUGACCCCAAACUUAGUCGCAUGUUGGGGAGGAGCGCCGUCUGUCGGGAAACAAGAAAACUGAAAAAUCCGUCACCGGCACUGAAUGAGUUAAAAGCUUAAAGGAACUUUUGUUUGUGUUAAUUUCGGCGCCCCCCUGUGGUCACGGUCUUAUUUGCCUUUGGAUAUAAUAAAAAAGCAUCAGUUUGAAUUUCAGUCUCUGCUGUAAGUUUGAAUAUUUGAAAUCGUUGAUUCUCUGCAGGAGCUCUUCACUCCAUGCUGGGAGCCAUGGACAACAGAGUGUCUGAGGAGGUAAGACAAGCCCUCUAACACACACAUGUCCUCCAUGCACACACACACACACACACACACACACACACACUCCCUCUGAGCCUCUGCUCUCUGUCCAGGGGAUGAAGGUGUCAUGCACACACUUCCAGUGCUCAGCGGGGGCGUUCUCUUACCUGAGAGACCAUUUCAGUCACAACUUCAGCGUGGACAUGUCCCACCAGAUCCUGAACCUCAACAUCAACCUCAUGCUGGUAGGAGCUGCACCUGCAAACACACACACAUAAACACACACACACAUACACACACAUAGAAAACAGUCUUCUAAGCGUGUGUCUUCUCUCCUUCAGGGCCAGGCUCAGGAGUGUCUCCUGGAGAAGUCGAUGCUGGACAACAGGAAGAGUUUCCUGGUCGCUCGUAUCAGCGCUCAGGUCGCCCUCUCAUCGCUCAUUAAAUUUGAUUACAUCUCAUGAAUCAAUUAUGAAAAUGUUGGAGUUAAACGAAGCGUGCCUCCUGCUGCAGGUGGUGGAUUAUUACAAAGAGGCCUGCAGGGCUUUGGAGAACUCGGAGACGGCGUCCAUGCUCGGAAAGAUCCAGAAGGACUGGAAGAAACUGGUUCAGAUGAAGAUCUACUACUUCGCUUCGAUUGCACAUGUGAGUCAAAAGGAAGGGAGACGAGUGGAGUGUAAAUAUGUGUGUGUUUGUGCAUGUGUGAACAUGUCGGUUUGUGGUCUGAUAAAAUGUUGUACUUUAAUUUUCCAAACAGCUUCACAUGGGGAAACAGGCGGAGGAGCAGCAGAAGUACGGAGAGCGGGUAGGACCAAAUGUCAUGUGAACAGCUGUUGUCAGAGCGCUGUAGCUUUGCAUCUGUAAUUGUUCAACAGAUAAAAUACUUUCAACCGUUCGUGUGAUCAUAUUUCACCGCCCAGAAAACAACAAACAGGGAGAAAUCAGAGAUAUGAAGUGAUUUCUACAAAAACUGAUAAAUUUUCUGCACCAUUCAAACGAAUCCGUGCAAAUUAGAAACAGAUAAAAGAGAUUAAAGUAAAUGUCAGUCAAGUCUGGAGUCAGAGUAUCUGUGAUUUAACUUCUGCACAGUCAGGCUGUUAUUGCCACAAACAGGAUCUUCUUUACGGAGAUGGAUGGAUAACUAACUUUUGUUUUUUGGAAUUUUAUGCCGUAAAUUUUUCAUCCUAUGACUGAGACGUGAUUUUUUUUAGCAAACAGGUCCUAUUGAAUGAACUUGUAAGGAAUCAUUUCAGAAAAUUUCACCUGUUUUAUAUCUUACAAACAGCGUGGACUGGUUGUUCUUUGAUAAAUGUUCAUAUUUUCCUGUUUUUCUCCUGCGUGUCUUUGUGUUUGCUCACGUUGAUCGUCUCUGUCAACAGCUGGCGUACCUGCAGAGCUCCUUGGACAAACUCAAUGAAGCGAUCAAGCUAGCUAAGGUAGACUGACGUUUAAUCCCUGCAGUACGUCUUAAAGUCACUGUGACCUGUCCUGUUUUCUGAAGCUCAUCUCUGCUGUAUGUCGCAGGGUCAGCCUGACAGCGUGCAGGAGGCCUUGAGGUUCACCAUGGAUGUUAUCGGGGGAAAGUGAGUCGUGAAUCUGUGUCUUUCUUUUAUUUUCAUCUGUCAGUUUUGAUAGUUUAUUGAUCAAAAUCAUCAUCUCGUCUCCAAACAGGUUUAAUUCAGCCAAAAAAGACAAUGACUUCAUCUAUCACGAGUCGGUUCCUUCUCUGGAGACUCUGGCUUCAGUCAAAGGUAACAGCAGGAAGAUUCAUCCUUUCAUUCAUUAUCAUUCUCUGCAUGCAAAGCUGCGUUUGCAUGAAGUUAUUUAGUGAAUACAUGCACACACACAGGCUGAUGUUUGGAUUGUAUAUCUCCUCUGUCUGUCUGGGUGUGCCGGUGUUUUUCAAGGACAUCCUGUAUGUUUAAUUAGAGAGCAGCGACUCUGCAGGUUUCAUCGAGAUACACUUGCAGGAACUACGUGGCCGUGUACUCAGUCUGAAACCCCUAUCGUCAACAUCUUCUACAGCCCCAGGCUUUAUAUUUUUGGCUUAUCUAUCUGUUUGUUUUGGCUUAUCAUCUUGUUGAAGCAACAUCCCGAUAAUGUCCAGAGGGGAGAUCUUCAGAUUCGGCACAAACUUCUGAUUAGAUUUGAUGAUUUUUUGGAGGGUUGUAAUCCGACUUAAAGAAUGACACCACCUUGGAUCGAUUUAUGGACAACGUCUUCUGACUCUUUCUUUAUCUGUUCAUCUCACUGUUGAAAGAAGGAGCGACUAACACUCAUAUUCUCUCCAGAGGGACAGAGUUUCAGGUUGGGGGGCUUGUAAAUGUGGUGGUAAGAUUUCUGGGUUAUUUCCUGCUGUCAGUGACUGUGGUUCAACCUCUCCUGUGUGAUAUUACGGCCGACAUAUCCUGUCAGCACAAUAUAGUCUUAAAAAUACUCCAAUACACGGACACAAUUACAGAUGUUGUUUCAGUUAAAGGGCAAGAAAGUCAUUUUUUUUAGUGUAUAAAGUAUGAUGCAGAUUUACUGUGUCAGCCGUUAGUUUCUGAAGCCUUGUUUUGACAGUGGUUGCCAUGUUGGAAAUGCAGAUUCAACCUAGUUGUCCUGGCAACAUGCAAAAAGGCGGGAUUAGGGUUGGCCUUCACUAACAGUUAUAGGUAGGGCUGGGCGAUAAACAGAAAAUUUACCGAUACCGCAAUUUACAACAACAACCGACGUCAUUUUGCCCAAAUCAGUAUAUUCAGUGUCAAAAAAAAAUUAUAACUAAAGUUGUUUUUGGAUGUGUGUAGGUAGGCUAUGGUCUCAUGUCCCUUUAAGACGCUGUCUUACGUCAGAGACGUGACUCCACCCCAUCCAGUCUGUAACAAAGAGGGAAAGACAGGUGAGGAGAUGGAGGACGGAGAGAAAUCAAUAUAUCAGCUUGUGGAGUAGUUAUCGUCCAUUUAUCGGUAUUAAAUGUGAACUGCUCAAUAUAUUGUGAUAUUGAUUUGAGGUCAUAUCGCCCAGCCCUAGCGACAGGUGUGCAGAUCUGUCAGACAAAGUGCAAAACAUUUAACCUGAGAAAAGAGUUACUGAUUCAGGCUUUUUCGAUAAAGAUGGUUGUGAUUUUCAGGUGGCCUCAGGUGAACACAGGGAAACAUUUUUAGCACUAUGGCAUCAGCUUCAGUUUCAGAGAUCGUAGCUUGAUAACAGUCUUAUAGUUUGGAUACAGCUGACUGAGAUUGUGUGUUAUUUAUUUGUUUUCAUAUACGACAAAUGUAACCCUUUUAAAAUCCAUGAUAUCAGUCGAGUCUCUGUUUGAGUUUUCAGUGGAGGGUUAAAAGUGUUUGCGUCAGCAAGUAAUCGAAAACUUGAUUGGAUGAAGAGGUUAACUAAACUGUCUGGAAAUCAAAUCAUACAAAUAUAAAAAUAUCUGAAGCGUUAUUUGUGCGCCGUGGUCCACCAGAGCUGAUCUGUUUCUGAUUGGUUGACGUUCAUGUUUUCUUUUCGAUGAGUGAAGCUCUAAAACUCCCCCCCUCUGCUCCUCCAGGAGCCCCUCUGGUCAGAGCUCUCCCAGUCAACCCCACAGACCCCAGUGUUACAGGACCAGACCUGUUCUGCAAGUUGGUGCCAAUGGCGGCCCACGAAGCCUCUUCACUUUACAGGUAGGCUCCUUUAUGAUCAGUCCUGAUGAGACACAGAGUCGACCUUUCAUAAAGUUCAUGAAGUUUGUUUUUGUUUCUUCUUUUUAUCCAGUGAAGAGAAAGCCAAGCUGCUGAGGGACAUCAUGGCCAAGAUCGAGGGCAAGAAUGAAACACUGGAGUGAGUUUGUUAGGAGUGAUUCUGAUUUAAAAAGUGGGAGAAAAUGUUGGACUUCACUUCACAGAAUAAAAACAAAAGUUCUAUCCAACGAAAUCUGACGGUUUGGAGAACUUGCAGAUAAUUAUGAGACUUUUCAUCAAAUCUAGUUGACUGUGGGUUGAAGUUUGUUGAUUUAAAGUGUCUGUUUGUUAGAAGCUUGUGUUGUUAGUUUGGAAACAAGUCAAACUUGCACUUGUCUGUCAACUUAAGAGAGAAAUGUCAUCAGCUCUAGUUUGGGGAACAAAUAUUGUCACCAGUUUGAGUUGUUUUCUCACCUCUGUUAUGGUUCUGUUUACCUCACUUAAAUGAAGUCACUAUGAACUGAUACUGAACGUCGAUAAUCAUACAUAGAGAGGAGUGGGUGUGUUGUUUUUUUUAACUGGUCUUUUUUCAUCUGCAGACAGUUCAUGGACUCUCUGGGCCUGGAGCCAGAGUCUGUGGACAACCUGGACAUGUACAGUCACAUCCCUCCAGUCCUGAUGGAGAAGUGUGCCGCGCUCAGUGUCAGACCUGACACUGUAAAGAGCCUCAUCCAGUCCAUGCAGGGUCAGUGUGUGUAAAGAUUUACGCCCCUGAAGUAUAUAAUUAGCUUCCUGAGAUGGUCGACAAAUCCAGCUCGUGACUCCUCUCGCCCCCUGCUGGCUCGUUCCUGCACAUGCAUGAAUUCUUUCAAAAGAGGCGCUGUAUUUUCAGUUAAUGCACCUCUUUGUAAAUACGGCCCGUCACAUCUUCUUUUAUCUGUAGGACUCUCGGGGGUCUUCACUGAUGUGGAGUCUUCUUUGAAGGAGAUCAGAGACGUCCUUGAGGUAGACGAGGCCGGCGAGCGGGCUCUCCUCGAGGCUGGUGGCCCCGCUGCAGGCGAGGUUCAUCCGGCAGCUCAGGCCCAGGCUCUGGCUGAAAUCCGCAGGGAUCUGGAGAAAUACAUGGAGGCUCAUGAGAAGGCGAGUUUUACAAACACAGAGCUCCAUCGAGCCAUGAACCUGCACAUCAGCAACCUGCGACUGCUGGGGGGUCCACUGGAGAGUUUGAAGGAGGCUCUGCCUCGACCGCAGCUCAGUGAAGGUGAGAGUGUGUUUGUUAAUGAGGGUUCGUACAUGGACGUGUUUUUCAGAUGUUUGUAGUUCCCUUAAGUUGUAAAGUGAAGGUUUCAAGAAAGUCUCAGGAAGUUCUUUUUUUAUAAUUUAAAGUUUAUUAUUUUUUCAAUGUUGGAACAGACAAACGAACAUCAAACGAAACAGAUAGAAUGGAGGUCAAAAAUAAUAAUAAUAAUGAAAUAAAUGAAAGAAAAUAGAUAAAAGAAAGUUGGCAAGGCAAGAAAGUGAACACAUCUGUCUACCAAAACUAUCCCAUUUUUCUUUUAUCAUUUUCACAAUUUUAUCUCCCCAACAUCUUCUCACAUGCUACAGUCCACAUCAUCUGUGUUUUCCACAGACUCAGUGUGGGAGUGUGGGGUUCCUUCCAACACCUCAGAAUAGUCCGUUCACAUGUUAUUGGGCCAGUUUUUAAUAUUCUAAAACUGUAUUUAUUCACCAGGGAUACCACAGUUCUGUCUCCAACAUAAGCUUGGUGAUAUGGGAAGUUUGUUAUUUAAUGAUUUGCUCAUAUAGUCUUUAACUUUUUCCCAUAAAUGGAAGGACCUUAGAACAUUUGCGUAAUGCAUGAAUAAAUGUGCCACUUUGUGCCCCACACUUCCAACAAAGAUCAUUCUUUAUUAAGUCUCAGGAAGUUCUUUGCUCAAUCGAGUGAUAUCAGAUUAGAUUAUAAUUGAGCAGUGGAGUCUCUCCUUUAGUUUAAAGCUAAUUAUCCUGCUGAUCCUUCCUUUUUUCGUUAUAUUUAAUCCACUAAAUGGAAGAAAUGAUAAACUGAGAGUUUUUGAGACCUUGAAGGUACAGUUUGUAGUUUUUUUAAACAUUUAGCAGAAGAGAAAUUCGCGUCUCAUUUGACUAUUAUCAUUUUGCUUCCAUGGGGCAACAUAGCGAGCGUUAAAGCAGCAUAAAUGUCAUGUAGGUGUUGAGGCUGUGUAUUAAGUAACAGGUGGGAAGAGGAUGUUUACCGACUGUUAACAGGCUGAUGAUUCAAAUUCUGAGGGAGAUUUCUUAGCUGUUGAUUAAGAGACCAUAGAGAGAGGAAAAAGGAGCUUUGUCGAGUGUGUGAGUUUAUAAUUGGAUGAGAAAGACACCAUGAGCUGCUAAAGAUAAAUAGGGUAAUUGAAAGGAUGAAGGAAAACUGCAACAAAAAGAGUCUGUGGAGAAAGUCUUAAUGGUCUUUGCAGAAAAAGAAGAUGUAUCAUCUGCAUUGGUCAUGCUAGAAUCUGUCGAGAACAUUUUUAAUUGGUUUUAAAAAUAACUCUGUGUGUGUGUGUGUACGUGUGUGUGUUUGCAGAGGAGGUAGCAGGGCUGCAGUGUAUGAAGCGAAUCUUGGGAAAAGUGCAGGAAAUGAGGGAACAGAGAGGCUCUUUGGAGAAACAGCUCCGGGACCUGAUCCAGCAGGAUGACAUCACCUCCACCCUGGUCACCACAGAGAGAGCCGACAUGAAGGUUUGUUGCUUCACAAUGAGAGUCCCUGUGCAGAUUAAAUCCUGAAGAGACUAAAAGAAACAUGUAUCCUUCCAGCAAAUCUUCGAGGAGCAGCUGAAGAAGUACGAGCAGGUGAAGGUGUACAUCGACCAGAACCUGGCAGCCCAGGAGAACAUCUUGAAGGCCCUGACUGAAGCGAAUGUCCAGUACGCCACAGUUCGUAAAGGCCUGAGCCAGACUGAGCAGCAGUGGAACAACACCGUACAGGGACUGGUGGGCUCGUAUGAAGCCUACGAGGACCUGAUGAAGAAGUCUCAGGAGGGGAAGGAGUUUUAUGAAGACCUGGAGGCCAAAGCGUCACGUCUGUUGGAGAGAGCCAAGACCCUGUGUCAGACCAGGGCGGAGGAGAGGAAGCCCAUCCUGGAAAAGUAAGGCGGAUGUUGAAAAGAGAACCAGGAAGGAAAAAGCUCCCUUUAAAAAUCCCUUUAACUUUUUCAUGCUCUGUAAUAUAUUUUCUUGUUUGUCCCCUUUCAGAGACACUAAGAAGCCCCCCGCCCGGCCUACAGCAGCUAAGCCCCCCAUGAAGACAAAGGCGUCUGAUCUUGACUCUGCCUCCUCCAGUAUUGAUGACCCGGAGCUGGCUCAACUCAGCGCUGCCAUAUUAGCCUUGGGGGGUGACCUGCCUGAAGAGCUUCGCAGCCUUCCCCCUGACAUCCCCUCCCUCCCUAGCUCUGGAGUUCGUAUGCCAGGUCCUGAGGCCUACAUCCCCCCUGGGGCUAACCUGGGUGGCAGCAGCUCUCUGCCUUGGCCUGGUGCUCCGGCUGCUGGUCUUCCUCGCUUCCCUGCCAACCUUCCUCCUCCAGAACUCUUGGCACGGAUCGCUCAGUUUCCUACUUCAGGGGCUCUAGCAGCACCGGGACCCCUGCCUCAUGGACCCCUGCCUCAUGGACCCCUCCCUCAGAUGCCUCCUCACAUGCCCAACCAGGCAGCUGUACCUGGUUACCGGCCUCCACAUCCACAAGUCCCUCAACCUAGCCCUGUAGCUCCUACCCCAGUCAGACCAUCCACCACCACAGUUGAUAGCAUCCAGGCUCCUAUCCCCAGCUACGCCCCUGCACAACACCACCCGGUUCCACCUGCAGCCUCGACUGGCUACACAGUACCCCCACAGAUCGGGGCUUACCCACAGUUUAUGCCCCAACCGCGAAUGCCGAUGCAUAGCCAAGCUCAGACUCCUGCACCCCAACCACAGCUGCAGAAACCGCCACAGCAGCAGUACCCCCAGCCAACUGGGCAACCCUUGCCUCAGGGGUAUCAGCCUGGACCAAGGGGUAUACCUGGCCCUCACCCUCCUCCUCAGGCUCCGCAAGCAUACCCACAUGGAUAUAUGCCCCCCCAGCCUGGGGUUCCUCCUCAGUAUCAGCAGGCAUACCCAGGUCAGUUACCGCCACAUCAGCAAAACGGUUAUCAGCCCCGGCCUCAAAUACCCCAAGGCUACCAAACCCCACAGGGCUUUGUCCCCCAGCAGCACCCUCAGAUGAUACCAGGCGCUAUGCCAACCCCACCUCAGGUCCAGAUUCCCCCUCAAACCGUCCGUCCACAAGUACCAACUUCUCAGCCAGCACCCCCUGCAACUCAACCCUACCUACCCCAUCCCUCCCAACAGAUGCCCCCUGGACUCCCCCACCAACACAUGAUGCCCCAGCAGCCACACAUGCCAGUCCCAACAGGAGCCCCGCAUAUCCCACCCCACACACAGAUGCAGAUCCCAGGUGGUCCUAGAGCACAAAUGCCCCCCACAAGUCAGACGAUUCCGCCAGUCUCACAGAACUACAUGGCCCCCACAAGUCAGCAAAUGCCCCCUGUUUCACAGAACUACAUGCCCCCCACUAGCCAGGCCAUCCACCCCACCCUGCGCCCACAGAUGCCUCCUGUUUCGCAACCUCACAUGGUCCCCGGUGCUCAGGUCCACCUGCCAAGGGCCCCUAUGCCACAGAUGCCUCCUGGUGCCCUACCACCACAACAUCAACCCCAUCCUGGACAACCUCCUGUUCCAAACAUGACCCAGCAGCCGAUACGGAUGCCCGGUCAACCACAGGCUCAGCCCCCUCAUGCUGGGGGGGUUUGUUACCCAGGAGGGGCUCCAAUGAUGCCUCAGCAGCCCCUGGCACCACAACCUGCCGCCCCCCAACAACCUCAGGCUACCCUUCCAAUGGCCCAUCAGCGGCCCCCUACCAUGUACCCUUCAGGUCCAGGAGCUAAUGUGCCCCCUAGUACUCCACAGCAGCCCACUGCCAUGGGCCCACUUGGACCACAUGUCCCCCCUGCCCAGCACAUGAUCCAGCCCUCCCCUGGAGGCCCGCCAGUGGCUCAACCACCAAACCCUGUCCCUCCUUCCCCUUCACCCUCCCCAUCUCCAUCUCCCUCUCCUGGUCCUGCCUCUUUGGGUAUGAAUCCCCAGCAGAGACCUACUCCAGCCCCCACCCCUGGUAGCACAGCCCCACCUACUCUGCCCUCCCCCUCUGCUGUCUCGCCUGCCACAUCGCUGUUUCAGCGCCAGAACUCAAGCACAGAUGACCUUCUGUCUUCGAGUCCUGAGAGCCAACCAGGAGGCACCAAGGCUCCAACCAACGUCCUCCAACCUACCAAAGCUGACCCCCAGGAUGGAGAGCGCCGAAGGAGGAGCUCCCAGGGAGUCCUCCUGAUUCAGGGCGACCCGUAUCAAGCUCCAGAGCGUGUCGCCCGCCUUCAUGGCGAGCUGGAACGGUAUAGGGCCCAGGUAGAUUCCCUGGAGCACCCCUCAGAGAGCGAAGGCGGGUUAUCGGUGUUGGAUGCCCGUUGGAAAGAGUUACAAGACCAACAGGAAAAGGACGCCCGCCAACUCUCCAUCGCUAUCGCCCGCUGCUAUACCAUGAAGAACCGCCACCAGGAUGUCAUGCCCUAUGACCUCAACCGUGUGGUGCUGCAGUCAGGGAAAGACGACUACAUCAACGCCAGCUAUGUGGAAGACUUGUCCCCGUACUGUCCACGCCUUAUCGCCACUCAGGCUCCUCUCACAGGCACAGCGGCAGACUUCUGGUUGAUGGUUUAUGAACAGAAGGUUUCGCUGAUCGUCAUGUUGGUUUCAGAACAAGAACUCGAUAAGGUGCGCAGUGUCUGUGUUUGUCUGAUAAUUCCUGUCUGUUGUCUGUCUUCUUUGACCUGAUCUGUUGUCAACAUCUCUGUUUUUCUCUCCCAGGGAAAGGUUGUGCGCUACUUCCCAACGGAGCGUGGCCAGCAGCUCUCUCAGGGACCAAUCACCCUCAGCCUCACCACGCAGAAGACCACGCCGACACAUGUGGAGCGCAUGAUCAGCCUUCAGUACCGAGACCAAAGCCUGAAGCGCACCGUCGUCCAUCUCCAGUUCACCUCCUGGCCAGAGCUGUGAGUGGUUUCUUUUUACGUGCAAAUGAACUUUUACUCCAUCAGGGAAUCUCUGACUUUGUCUUCUUCUUCUUCAGGGGUCUUCCUGACAGCAAGAGUAACCUGCUGCGCUUCAUUCAGGAGGUUCAUGGACACUACCUCCACCAGAGGCCCUUACACACACCUGUGAUUGUGCACUGCAGGUGAGUGUGAAUCCAAAAUGAAGUGUGUAAAGAUUGAAUCACUCUUUUUUUACAUGUUUUUUUCAUCCUCUUGUGUUUGUUUCAGCUCGGGUGUGGGACGCACCGGGGCCUUCUGCCUGCUGUACGCUGCACUGCAGGAGCUGGAGGCAGGAAACGGGAUCCCAGACCUCCCUCUGCUGGUGAAGAAGAUGAGACAACAGAGGAAGAACAUGCUGCAGGAGAAGGUCUGAAGACGUGUUUGUAUUUGAUUUAUUGUAUAAAAAGAGAAAAUCCCCCUUUUUGCAUUUCAUUCUUUGUAUUUAUUAUUUUUUUUAUCUCUCUUUAGCUCCACCUGAAGUUCUGCUAUGAAGCCGUGUUGAAGCAUGCGGAGCAGGUCCUUCAGAGACACGGCAUCACUACUGCCACCUGCAGCAAGAACACCGCCGCUGCAUCCACAAAGGUUUGACGCCUUAAAAUCCAAAACUCCUAUUUGGUUUAUCAAAGGGAAAAAUCAGUUGUUUGUGCUUUAGAGUUUUAACAUCCCAGCUCUCCUGUGUCAGUCAGACUUUACUAGCUCGCCAUAAACCACGUUUUAGAUUCAGACGGUCUGAACUCCACCUAUAGAUAGCCAAAGUUGUCCUUUAAAUUUGAGUUUCUUUGUCUAUUCAAUGUGAAUUUGGAGAACUGUAAAAAUAAUCAUAAUGAUAAUAAUGCUAAAACUUCUUUUCAAUACAGGUAACCAAGUAUUUUGAAAUCUGCGAUAAUAAUAAUAAUGGGACUCUGCAAGUCGGUUCCUUUUCAAAUGUAAUUUUUCAGUGCUGUGAAUUUUAAUUAAAACUAAUUUUGAUGCUUUGCAAAUUAUCUAAACCCUCAGAACUUCAUAGUUUUAUCAAUUCUUGUACAAAAUGUCAUUAGAAGACUCAGAGAUGGCAGUACAUUCAAAGAGUAGUGACUCUGUAGUGGAAACCACCGUAUAGGCUUUAAAAAAGUCAGCUGUCCAAAACUAAAAGACUCAAAUGAAAAGCAGCAUUUACACUUUUUAAAUUAGCUUUAUAUAUCAGUCAACUUCCUCAUAUUUAAUCUUCACACUAAAGAAAUCGUAGACUUCCUGAUGCGUCUGUGUCAGUCUGAAAACCCUCCUAGUCUUCCCGAUCGUUUCCAGUUUUUAACGCGGCUCUUCUUACGUUUUGUGCUCCUGACUGUUUGAAGGAAUCCUCCGAGCUUUGGUCAGAGGAGGUACUGAUUUCAUUCUCGGUAGAGUCGUCUCAGCAGACGUAGAUAUAGAGACAGAAUUCUCUCUCUCUCUCUCUCUCUCUCUUUCUUCCUCGUUCUGACGUCUCUUUGUGUUCGUCCUCGCAGCCUUACUCCAGACAGGAGUCCCAGCAGGAUCUGGUCCUUGGCGGUGACAUGCCCAUCAGCUCCAUCCAGGCCACCAUCGCCAAGCUCAGUAUCCGGCCCCCGAGUGCUACAGACCCCACCAUGGACGCCCCCUUUGGCCUGGACGACCAGGCCGGCACUGCUGCACCUGACAUCUACUCGCUGAGUGACAUCCAGCCCAUCCAGGACCCCCCUCCCCCCUCAGAUCCCCAGCCUCCCUCCUCCUUCAGCCCGCCUCUCACCUCCCCUACUCAGUCUCCUCCCCCACCUAACGGCCUGGACGCUGCCUCCCCUGGCACACCCCCGACCAAUCACGAGUUGCCCCCGGAGGCGGCGCCCAGCUUGAGCCCGCCCCCUCUCUCCUCGGCUCCCGCUCCUUCGUCCCUGGAGCUGCUGGCCUCGCUCACUCCUGAGGCCUUCUCCAUGGAGGGAGGGGGGAAAGGGAAGCAGCGGGUGACUAAGCAGAGCUUCCUGCAGCCGGCGGAGGGUCAGGGUCUUCACGGCGUGCGAGGAGAGGAGGGCGACGACCCCCUGAGCAGCCUGGACCCUCUGUGGAGCCUCAACAAGACCUGAGACCAGACCACAAACUGCUCCCUCCCUCUCAGCUCUUUCUAAUCCAGAUUUUAAGAAGAAAAACUCUGAAUCCUGACGUUUAGCGGUGUUGAUUACCAAGACGUGCCUGGUGGCAGACGGUAGGGGAUCAGCUCUGAAGUUCGGCGUACUUCUUCUGCUUUAGGGGCCUGAAACACUCUCGCUUCUUCUUCUUCCAUCACUGGUGGCUUCUGGGACCAGAUCACUAUGCACUCAUCUGUGUUCCUUCAUUCCUUCUGUCGCUUUGUUGCUGCUUUUAUUUUCUACGUCUGUGAUGUACGGAUGUUCUGCACUUAUAGCACCAGAUCUGGGGCUGAAAAGAAGAAGAAGAAGAAAUCCCAGCAUGCACUCCACUUUUAUCGCCUCCUCUCUGCGGGUGGUCGUCACUUGGGUCUGAUGGUUUUGGACUGUGAUCGUAGAAGCUGAAUGCACAAUAAGAGGAGGAGCUGGGUGCAGCUUUUUUAAAGGACACAUCUCCCCUCCCCCCACACUAUCAAUCAGCCCUCAGCAUUAACACAGAGCAACAUACAAAUCAGCACGUCUUAGCAAGUUGAUUUCUCAUUCUGUAACACUGUAAAUAUCUUAAAUAAUAAAAUUAGACUAUUACAAACAAUUUCACUAAUCAUUCAUUCAUUCAUUCAUAAUUGUAAAAAACUAUCAAAUAAAUCCAGUAGACCGAAAAGUGACCUGGUAUCAAAGCCUCUUUAUUUGAAAAUAAGUUAAAAGUAUCACGCUUCUUUUGUAAGAGAAACAAUCAAAAGUCGACCACAAAGUGUUCAAAUCAUCAGAUCUCUGCUUUUGUUCGAUGGAUGAGGAACUCCUGAUGUGGAUCUGCAGGGAUGAUUAACAGUAAAUUUACCAGAACCAGGCAGAAAGUCCUCUUAGAUACGGAUCGACGCUCAAGGCCAAAAAACACUAAACACUAACCUUGAAGGGCCUGUAAAGAGGCGUCUCAGGCGGCAAAUUAAAGGAGAUAAUUACAUCAAUUAGUCGGCAGGAUUUAUGUCUAAACGAUGGUUGAGUUCAGUACUUGACAAGAAUGCAUCCCUAAAUACCGACAUGUUGGAAGAGCAUAAUUAAAAUGUUAUAAUUGGGUCUGGGUUUAUUGUUAAAGCCCUCAAAUCAAUUAUAUGCUCUUAAUCUGACACUGACAGGGUGAGCAGCUGAGGGUCUCAUCUGCCCAAUGAACAGUAAAUACAACCUGCUCACUUUACAUCAUCCCACUUACCUACUUUGAUAAAGACAAAAGAGAAUUAGGGCCGCAUGAAGAGAAAAACAAUAAUAAUAGGAAAGAGAUUGAAAACGAAAUUUUGAGAUUAAAAAAUCGAAAUUAUGUCAAUAAAGUCAAAAUUUUGAGAUAAAAAAUUGAAAUUUCGAGAAUAAAGUCGAAAUUUCGAGAUUACAAAAUGUCAUGAAUAAUGUUGAAAUUUUUGGGUUUAAAAAAAUUGAAAAUAUGUCAAUAAAGUCAAAAUUUUUAGAUUACAAAAUGUCGAAAUGUCGUGAAUAAUGUUGAAAUUUCAAGAUUAAAAAAUUACAAUUUUGAGGUUGAAGUCGGAAUUUCAACUUAAUUCACGUAAUUUAGAUUUUUCUAGUCUCGAAAAUUUAACUUUAAUCUCAAAAUUUCAAUGCUUUUAUUUUGACUUUUUAAAAUUUCAACUUUAAUCUUAUGGAAAUAAAAAAAUUCUCCCCCCUAUAAUUAUUUUUUUUUACCUUCUUGUGGCUCUAAUCCUCUUUUUUGACAAAGAGUUUUUUUUUGCAGAGAAUAUUGAUUUAAAAAUGACUUUUUGAGUCUGUGACUAGAGCUGUUUCCGUGGCAACAGUGUGCUGUUGAGAAAUAACAGACUGCUGCUAUGGAGGAUUAACCAAUCAGAUUGAAGUAUUUAAGAAAACUGUGGAGCAAAAGGGAAGGACAGCAUAACUGCUGCUGAGGACUGUACUGAUGCUCUUCAGACAUGGAAAUAAACCUUAAAUAGUCACAUGCCUUUAAAACCCAUAAUUACGCGUCAUACUUAAAAAUAUCAUCCAACAGAUGCUCAUUAUUUUCCGCUAUUAAACAUUGUGAUUGACACCAAGUAUUUUUAUUGUACAAACAUAAAAAAGUCAGAGUCAAUGUCAUUCUUUAAAUCAAACUAAACUGUUAUGUAAAUGAAUUGUCAGUGUUUCUAUUUCACAGCAAUUAAAGUGUCCUUUAAAUCAGACAGGCCAUUAAAUCUUCCUCUGGCUCCUAUCAUCAUAUCUAUAUUUAACAUUCAUUUAUAAUUUAGUGCGCACAGACUCUGUGUACACCACUAAUGCAGUGUUUGAACUUCCUCUACCCCCGGUGCCACCUGUUCCUCCAGGAGCUCCGAUAGCAGGUUGAAGGGUGUCAGAAAGAAGCAGAUUAAAGAGGUUUUCUAUUAUUAAUCCAUGACAGCGUGCCACAUUUGAGAAAUGUCCACACAAGAGUCAUUGUGGUGUUAAAGCUACAUGAGUCAGGGGAUUUAUGGCUCAUUCACAUGAUGUAACAGGAAAAAUAGGAGCUAUUCCAGACAACAGCCUUAUAUCACUGUUAUAUAUGGACCCAAAAUGAACCAUUAAUCCCAUGAAACUGAUUUGGCACCCUCUUCCUCGGUGAAGCUGAGUAUAACAGGUGAUAGAUUAAGAUUUCUAUUACCUCCGAGUGUCAACACUGGUGGAUUAGCUGCCUUGUGCUGCAGAGGGAGAGACUUUAAGCCUUUGACAAAGUCCUACAUCAUCAGCUGGGAAAGCAAACUUCCAGGCUGCUGCGGUUUGUGUGUACGCUAAAUCUGACAUUUCAUGAGUAGGCACAGUACGCUGCGGUUUAUUACAUGUCAAAGUCAUGAGGAGCACGACUCAGCACGUGAAAGCAGCUGCAUAAUGUUCGGCUUAAGAGGAGCUUUGUCAAGUCAGGAGGGUCCCGUCAGAAGAGAGCGAUCAAAGCUAUGCAAAAGGACGGGAGUUCGACUCACACGAGGGAUUAAUCCUGAGGCUCUUAUCAACCUUUGAACACCCUCAGUCCUGAACUUCCACAGGAUAAAGAUGAAAAACAUCGCACAAACCCAACUUCUCAGCAAAGGUCAAACUCUCUCUCCUCCAGCAGGGCUCGUCCUCGCCGCAGAUCUCUGUUUACAGUCAUAACUCUGCUGGAAUCAGGUGGAGGUUCAGGUGAGGAGAGACUGAUUUAUGACCGGGAGAUUGUAUCCUCCUGUUCUCCAGGAUUCUCACUCCCACUCUCUUCUCUCCCAAUCAGACUCCGCAUUGAUUAAAACACCCUCCUCACCUACGUCUCUCCAGGGUUUUGCCCUCCAGUAUGAUCCUGACCUCCUCCUCCUCCACCCUUUCACUCCGUCCUGAAAGCUGCCAUCUUCAGACAUGUGUCAGCCCUCCUUCCCUCUGGAGACGGAGCCGUCAAUGUGUCAGCCCCCGUCCUCCUGCUCUGGUACGUAAUGUCACAUCUCUGGACACUUUCCUCAUUUCCAUUUCUUUGUAGAGAAUCCUUUGGUUAUGAUAAUGAUCAAUAUGAUGUUGUGAAAAUCAAUCAUCUAAUCGUUUUGUUGUAACAGUAAUGCGACAUAAUCCAAAGUCACUUUUUGGUUCAUAAAUUUGACGAAUUUUCUGAUGAAGCCCAGAUGGGAUCUCUCCGCUGAAGAUCAAUAAAACAGCUCUGCUGCUUUCCUCAUUAUUAUUCUAAUUCGUUAUUCUUCAGAAACAUGAUUUACUGUCUUGUUCAUAAAAGACUGUGCACCUCAAGGCCUUUACAUAUGCAUGUCUCCCUUUCAGUCGUGGAGUAAUCUUUCAAGCCUCCCAAAAUUUGGAGAAAUGCAAUAGUGGUGAAUUGAGUUUAUAGCCGGCCAGCGCAAGAAAGUGUGCGAUAUUUUCCUCUUAAGUAGCAGGACAGAAGACGAGGACCACAGAUGCAACUAGCGGCUCAAUAAAAGACGAUUCUGUCAUUAAAACUAGACAGAGAUAAAUGCUAGAUCACUUAAAGUUAAUGAUAUAACAUUUAUUUAAAAGCAAGACUAAAAAGGUAUGUUAAAAACUAAACAAUAAGUUUUAUGAGAGAUUUUUCAUAAUAUGAGCACAAAGUGAAACAGGAUACAAGUGUUAAUUUUUCCUGAAAUUUCCAGAAUUAUUCUAAACCUUUUAAACAUCAUUUUUGUUUAUUUGUGGUUUUUAUUUUCUACUAUCCUGUUUCUAUCACCCUUUCUAUUAUUUAUACAUGUAAAUAUCUAAAUUUUUUCAACUGUAAUAUAUCAACAUGUACAUAAAGCUGUAAAUAACACUCAUGUAUUUAUCUUUUUUUACAUUUUUUAAAUUCCUAAGUUUCUUAAUUCUUUAAUUUCUCUUUUGUUUUUAUCGCUGCUGUAAAUUUCAGAAUUUCCCCUCGUUGGAAGAAUAAAGUAAAAUCUCAUCUUAACUUAUCCUGCUUGGAAGUAUAAUAACAAUUUUUUUUAAGUAACUAUCUAAAUUUUAAAGAAAAUGUCAACGAGACUUUUUAGGAUUUCAUGAAGUAACUUGAUGUUAGCCGUAUUAUAAGAUCUGAAAUAUCGAAAUAAAGGACUUAAAUCCAGACUUUGCAGUUUGGAAGAUAAAACACUAAAAGUCUAUUUACUCUAAACUGCAACUUUCUUGACUGAUCCCUGUGAGCAGAAGGAGGUCCAGCUGUACACCUGCGUCUGCAGAUAGAUGCUGCUGCUGCUGCUAAAAAUACAUGGAAGGGUCGAACACGAGGUUACACUUUCUGUUUUAUCAAAAGGAUUGGACUGGCCCGAGGUCAACCCAGAGACCCUGAACAAACACCUCCAGAGUUUUCCUGUUUCAUCACGGUUCUUGUUUUCUGUCUGGAGGUAUCAUCUUGAGCAAACAGGACGGAGGUAAACACAGACGGGAGCUGCAAAGGUCGAGUCACAGUGUGGUUUUGGUUUGAUCACAUGACCUACAGCUGAGAAUAGAAACAAACGCUACAGACACGUGUCCACGAACUUUAGGCCACACCGAGGAUGACGCAGAGGUUUUAUCAGUCCACCUUACCGACCUUACCCCGCCUUCUGGCCUAAACUAAUCAAGUCUCUCAUCAGUUUCUGGUUUGGGUCUUUAUCUGCCACCAGGGGGCGCUGUGCACCUGUGCUUCAGUCCCAGACAGAGACGACGGCCCUGCACUGGACGGCUCUGCACGGACACAGGGAGGUGGCUGAGCUCCUGCUGAGGUGUGGCGCAGACGUCCACCGCCUGAGCAAGUUCAAGAAGGCGGCCUUCGGCGUCCCCAUGGCGACCAGAGACACCCAGAGGAGGAUGCUGCUACAGGUGGAUGAUAGAGAGACACUCUGAGACAGAAUUAGACAGACAAGGAUGGAUCAAGACUUCUGUUUGGGAAUAAGAGAAAACAAGAUGAUGGAUGGAAGGAGAAGAGGAGGAGAGAGAAGGAGAGGAGGAGGACAGGAAAUCAGAGACAAGUCGAGUUCUGUCGGUGGAGCGAGGUUAUAAAAAAGAUAAGAGGACAGGAAACAGUCAGAGCAGACAGAAAAUGACCGAGCACAUUUCAUCCUGGGCAGGUAAAAAUGAAGAGAGAUGGACAGAUAGAUAAAGACUGAGAGAAGACAAGAAGACGAAUGAGAGAGUUAGAGAGAGAAGCAGCCGGAGAGGAGAGAUGGACAGAUUAGAGGGAAACAGAAAGAAGAGGGAAGAAGACGAAGAGGAAGACGGCAGGGUGUGAGGAGGAGAGAUUUAACAUGAGACAGAGUGAGGAGGAGAAAAGUGGAAAGACGACAAAGUGUGAGACUCUGAGUGUGCAGAGCGCCUCUGUGAUUUCAAUAAUACGUUUGAUGUUUUUUAAGUGUGACUACAGAAAGCUCCAGGAGGACUCACACCGGUGUUGCUAUGGUUUCAGCGGACGUGCAGCCUCCUCCCUCCCUCUCUCUCUCUCUCUCUCUCUCUCUCUCCCUCUCUCUCUCUCUCUCUCUCUCUCUCUGUGUGAGACAGCCUGAAAAAGUUCCAACAAAAACAUAUUCAAACCAAAACGAGACGACAACAUUUCAUUAUCAUCUAUUAUGUGUUUGAAACGUCCACAAAAAAAAGGAGCGGAAGCUUUCACUGUUUUUUAGGAAACCACACCCAGAUGACAUUUAAAGUCAGAAUCAGAAGUACUUCACUAACUCCUCCGAGGAAAUUCACUGAAAACAGCUGCUGUUUUUCAGAGAAUGAAGAAAGAUGAGAAAAAUGAAAAAGGGCAAGAAAAUAUGAGGAAAAACUGAGCCGGUCUAGACCAAACUCUUCUUACAAAGACCCAGUGUGAAGAUGGGAUCAGACUAACUGUCUCCACACACCAAGAGCGAGUAAAAUCAUUGGCGUGACUGAAUUACGUUAAGUCGAUGCAAAGAUGCGACUAGAUGCUCAUACAUGUGCUCAUAUGUUCUAGUGGCGCGAAUGACACAAAUUGGGUGGAAGCGGAAAAUGUUUCAAUUUGAGCAGAUAUUCGUGUCGCGAUAACCAAUCAGCAUGAAGACUGGCGUGUAUCAUAUGAAAACAAACGGUUGUCCACUGGUAUCAAAAAUGGAGGACAAAUUGACUGUGUAGGUGUGUGGGUGAUACCUUUUUUUAAAUUACCGCAACCGGAAUAAAAAGGAGCUCACCUGGAGGAAAGUGAGAGAGGAGGUCGGAUUAUCUGGUAAAUUGUAAAAAACUUUGUCUAUCAUUUUAUCCCGCCGGUUGAAUUGUCAGGGAUCACCGUUGAAAUUACCGCUGACGCGCGAAUGAAGCGAGUAAAUACUUUUCAUUCACACGUCUUGAUUCGCACGAAUUAAGCAUGUAGAUGAUUUUACUUACACUUGGUGUGAGCGCCUCAUGAGCCUCUCCUCAGAUCAGACCCACUCCUAUCCCAUCUGUUGACGGCGUUCCAGUAAACAAGUCGGAAAACCAAGAUGGACGCCUACUGUUUGCUGUUGUUAGUUGUUGUUCGCUAUACCAGUUUUAAACGACUCAUAACUCAGUAUUUUACUCUUACAAACACCAUGUCACCGUGUUCACAGUUAGACGUUGGGAAGUAAAACAUAAACCACUUAUUUAAUUUCACAAAAACUAAACAGAAGUGCUGAUAAAUAAAACAUUACGAGAUCUUUCACUGUUACUCUUUACCGUUGAUGCACUGCGCUGCCAUCUUCGAUUAUGACGUUGUCGUCAAGUUUGGGUUGGCGAGUCAGAAAUUCGACUUCAUGGGGGCGUUCCAGGUGAAUUUCCGACUCGGAGUAAGGAAAUGCAGACUUCCAAGAACCAUAUUUUUCGCACAAUAAGGCGCACCUUAAAUCCUUUUGGCUUGUCUACGAUUAAGCCUGCUAACUGUAAUCACACUCAGUUAAUUCAACAUUGUCCAUUAUCACUCAUAUCCUAAACCUGUAAACUGUAUUUCUUUUUGUUUCACCAUUACAUGAGCUGUUGCUGUUGUUGCUGUUGUUCCUGCUGCCUCCUGUCUCUCUCUCACCCUCGUUCCCUACUCUCUCUCCCUCCCCCUCCCUCUCCAUACUCAUUCUCUCUCGCCUUUCCCCUAUCUUGUUGUCUCUCUCCCUCCCCCUGUCCUCUCCCUCUCUCCCCUCUUCUCUCUACAUUCCUCCCCAACCCAGCAGCGGCAUGGUGGCUGUCUGGCAUGAGUCUGGUCCUGCCCAAGGUUUCUGCCUGUUAAAAGGAAGUUUUUCCUUGCCACUGUAACUCAUGUUAGUUGAGAUGGGCCAAAACCCAUCUUUGGUUGGUUCUUGAUCAUCAAACAAUGAGUGUGGUCCAGACCUGCUCUUGUUCCUUGAAAAGCGUCUUGAGAUGACGACUGUUGUGAAUUGGCGCUAUAUAAAUAAAAUUUGAUUGAUUGAUUGAUUGAUUGUCGGAGCACUGCAGCUACCGUAGCUUUGCGGGGUUCAGUUAAAUAAAUAAUGCGCUUUAAUCUGGUGCGAAUGGACACGAAUAGACGCGUUCAUUGAUGGUGCGCCAUAUAAUCAAGUGCGCCUUAUAGUGCGAAAAAUACGGUACAACUGGAACCUUUUCUUCAGAUGGCCACUAGGGGGAGCUCUAAGAAGACUGAGGGUUUUUUUACUAAACAGGAAUUUAUCAACAAACUAAAAGCUAAACAAUUAAGUAAAAUCUGGAUCAUUGUGAUAUUUUAAAGACAAAUGAUGAAUUUAAAGUGAAAUACAAAAACAGAAAUAACAGCUGAAAUACAGAAACACACGAUCUGGACGGUGAGAUAACAGAAGACCCGUGUUCUCCCCUUCUCCGGUCUUACAUAACUAAGGUGUGUGUGGGCCUCCAGGUGGAGCGUAGGUGGAUCUGGUUUGCGUUAGAUAACUCCUCUCCUUGGACUCCUCAGCCAGCCGGGAUGCAGAUAGUAGGGCCUGGAGCUGGGUCGACCUGUGCAGGAUGGGAACAUAGGGAAGGCCGCUGACUGCUGCUGAUGAAACAUCGACUCCCACCUCAGCCAUGAGUAUGAUCGGCUCCCCUGUGGUCAGUGUGUUUAAAGGCACUGAAUCACCAUAAGUACAUCCCGAUCUCUGUGUGUUAUCAUAAAAACAGGACCGCUGUGCUGCGAGAAAAAUAAUUGAAACAGGAUCUCGCAGACGCCAAAACAUCCCGAAAAUGAUGAGAAUGUUUAUUUCUCAUCAAGUACCUGCAAAUAAAAUGUCUCCUUUGAGUGAAUCGACUCCUAAUGCUGCCAGACGCCACCGAACUACAUUUAAAUGCAAUCAUCAGUGGAUAAACAACUUUUCUUUUUAAACCCGUCGGAGCUAUCAGAGUCUUUAUCCUCCAUUUACUCCGGUUCAGAAAAUGGGCCAAUUUUCACAAAGACAGAGUCACAGCAUCAGUGAAAUGAUAUCUCACCUUCAGAGGAGCCCAGAAGUUUCACCUGCACUUUCCAGGGAAGUUUGACGCUCAAAGCUGAAUGAAACUUUGGGGCUUAAAGUGUCACUUUUAAUUACAGGAUUCUGGAUUAAUCUGCUUCACUAUGAGAGACGUCGGCUGAGGUCACCUGUGUCCGAUAAACGCUCUGUAAUCUUUGUGUAUGAAACCUUUUUUUAUUCCAGUCUCAGAAAAAUGAAACUGGAAACAUUCGGUGAGGCGUUCGUGUGUUUCAUCCAUCAAAGAGUUAAUUUCAUGGCUGUUUUUUCUCUAUUGGAUUAUAAAUAUAUUAGCAGACAUCAGAAACGCUGCUGUGUACCAGUUACUGCCCAGAAAGAGGAGGGCGACAUGUCCCUUAUUUUUUAUUAAACACAUGAAUGUCAGGAUCCUUCGAGGUCGUCAGAGAAGAAAACACAAACGAGGAAUCAGAGAUGACAAGAAAACAUAAAAAGAGAUGUUUCCAGGAUCGUGACGAACCACCAGAUCUUAAUUUGGCUUCAUUCGAUGUUUCUCUGCUGGAUCUGAAGUCUGUCUGAUAUGAGAACAAGGAGGGGCUCGUUCUGACGAAACUGAAGAGGGGGGAGGAGGAAAGGGAAGGGAAUAAGGGAGGGAGGGAGGAAAGGAAAAGGAAACACAAAAAGGAAGAAAGGGGAAAGGAGACAAAGGAAGGAGAAAUGGAGAGUCGGCAGAAAGGGGAGGAAAUAUGGAGAAAAAAAGAGGACAGAAAGGCAAUAAAGGAGAAAGGAAGGAAAGGAAGAAAGGCAAGAUGGAAGGAAAGGAAAGAGCAAAGGAAGGAAGAGAGGAUAGAAGUAAAAGAUAAAAAAAGAAGUUGGAAAGAAAGAUAAAAAGGGAAUGAAAUAGGAUAAGAAGAAAAGGAAACAGGGCAGCGAGGAAGGGAAUGAAGAAAAGGAAGAUGUAAGGAAAAGGAAAAAAGAAAGGGAACAAGGAAGGGAAGGAGGAAAGGAAGACGUAGGGAAAAGAAGAAAAGGAAGAAGGAAAAGAAGAAAGGAAGGGAAGGAGGAAAGGAAGAAGGAAGGAAGAAAAGUAAGAAGGACGGAAAAGAAGGAAGGGAAGAGGGAAAGGAAAGAAGAGUAGGAAGUAUAGGAGGGAAGAUGAAAAAAAAGGAAGCAUUUACAGGAAGUCCCGGUGAGUUUCAGUUUUAUGACGAUUAAAAAUCUCCACACAGGAGCUUAAAAAAAAAAAAAAACUACAAAUAAAUCGAUGAUCUAAAAAAGACGAGAGUUUGUCGAUCAGCUCAUUUUUUGGUCUUUUGGAAAAUAACGUGUUCGGAGGCGAACAGUCAUUGAUAAAAAAACCGUCAAACUCAUUUAAGACUGAACUGGACCAUCUGUCUGCUGUGGUGGAAUUAGACCACAUCCCCUCCAGCUAUAAUCUGUUCAUGUCUACAGUCGGACAAAUGAGGACAACUUCAGCAGAAGACUUGAAGCACAUGAUAGUUUUAGACAUGUGGACACACCCAGGCUUUACGGGCGCCAUAUCUUAAGUGAUGCAACAACCUUUAUGUUUACAAUAUGUGGUCGUGUAUCUGGAAGUAAUGAGGAUGCAAAGAUAAAGAGAAAAUCAACAUUUCUGAGCCUGCUUGUUAAAUUUGAUUGCCUUGUUUUUCCUUUCUUGAUUGACAGAGUAAUGGAGUACACAGCUGCAGAGAUGGUGCAGAACAAAGCGAUGCUGUAAGAUUGUAAAUGUUGGAUUUAAAUUACAAAUACAUCUCAGAACUCCUACAUAAGUAUCAGAGCUCAUAAACAAACGUUUGGGCGUGAUGAAAAUAUCUCUUGCUUGUGUCAGCUGUUUUCUCGCAGAAUUAACUUCUUGUUUAAAGACAGAAACGCUUCUUUUGAUCGUUUUUUAUUCAUUGUAGUCACAGUUUCUGUUAGGCGUGUGCACAGAUGGAUGCAGAACCAGGUAAACACCGACCCAAAGUCCCUCUAAAUCCUCCCAUCUGGUCAGCCUCACAGAGUUUCAGCGCUAAGAUUACCGCAGGUAUACGAGGAGCACAUGCAUCAACCAGAUGUGUUUACGCUCUGAGAUUGAAAGUGUGGAAAUGAAGAGAAAGACAUGAUGAAGAAGAAGAAGAAGAAGCAGAUGGGAAGAGGGGAGGGGUGUCGGAGGAUUCAAAGUGGUGCAGGUGGGGGAAGAGAAACCUCAGGAGACUCGUGGUGUUAUCUCAGGAGGGAGACGUAAAAUCACAUCACAACGACAAGAAGAAACACACAAACAGGACACAGUGAUCCAAGAGAGAGAAAGUCUGACAGUUGAAUAACAACUCGUCUUCUCUUCCUGAGAAUAAAACCGACCGUGAUACAGAGAGAGCGAGGAGGAGACAAUGAGCUGGAGAAUCACAAAUGAAUGGAGCUGCAAAUGAGAGGAAACAAGAAGAAGCUUAAUCCGGCCUUUCAUUCUUUUAAUUACACUCCAAUUAAACGCAGACAAACAGCCUCUCGUUAACAAGAGGCUCGGUUUAGGAAGGACGGUAAAAGAUUUGCAAACGAACGCCAUCAUUUCGGAUCCUCAGCUUCUAAAUGGCCUAAAACAGCUUUAAAAUUUCUGUUUUUUAGAGUGAUAUUCAGGCGUAAAUUUAAGUUACGGUCAAACACACCGAGUUAGACUCCCCUAAAGAUUCAGAUUCAGACUUUAUUGUCAUUGUACAUCAACUUACAACGAAAUUAGUUUAGGAUGCUCUUUCCAGUGAGCAAAAAAAGCAAUAAAUAUAACAAUAAAUAUAAAAACAAUAAACUACUAAAAAAAACUUUAAAUGUUAAAAUAUACCAACUUCAGCAACGACCGCGCAAUAGCAAUACACAGCGGUCUACGUCUCCACACGCAAACCUCAAAACGCCACUCUAUAGCCACAAAUAAUGCUCAGAACAGCACCUAACUUCAUCAACAGGACAUAUAGGGUCCUAAUCACAUCACUGAACACCAAACAUCUUUUUGACUUAACACAACUCACCUACUCUCUUCCAGCAGCCGCUUGUUUGUAGGGGAGCCCUGACAAGUCGAUUACCAAGUGCAGCGGAGUUUCGCAGCUCAAGGAAGAACAUUUAUGAUCAUUUCUUCAUGGAAAUACAAUCAGACCGAGACACUAAGACAGAAGAACUACCGUGUCUGCAGAGCAAAAUGAUUAAUAUGAUGAUUAUUACUUUAAGGGAAUGAUAAAGAAAUGAUCAUAAAUGUUCUUCCUUGAGCUGCGAAACUCC
Messenger RNA from Xyrichtys novacula (pearly razorfish), 30422 nucleotides. The record is from the annotation of a GenBank genome assembly. NCBI's taxonomy places the organism in Eukaryota, Metazoa, Chordata, Actinopteri, Labriformes, Labridae.